AUGAGCGAAUACGACGACGAGGCCCCGCCCCGGCGCACCGGGGACCUGUACGAGCCCGAGGAGAUGAUCCUCAAGCCGAGCAAGCUCAACUUCCGACGACGGAUGAAGUCCGAAGCGGUGAUCCGCCGUAACAUCUGGUUCUACCGCGACCGCACCGGCCUCCCGCGAGGUCCGAUGACGAUCGACACCGUGAAGAAGUGCUGGAUCGGCGGCAUCAUCGACGAGCACACGCUCGUGUGGGGCAACGGGCUCGGCGACUGGGUCCCGCUGCGAAACAUUCGCGGCAUGGGCCACGUCCUGAACGACCCGCGGACGCGCUUCCUGAAGUGGAUCACGCAGAAGGUCGCGUUCCCUCGAGCGGAGGUCAGAGCGAACCGCGACCGGCUGUACGAGGAGGGCAAGGCGGCGUCGCCGGUGAUGAAGUCUCGCGAGGAGGUAGCCGCGUGGAAGGCGGCGCGAGAAGAGCGGCUGUCGAGCGGCGAGGAUAACUUGAUGUUGUCCAUGUCGCUCGCGCUGCCGACCCCGGGUCGCGCGGCGGAGCGGAUCGGGGCCGCGGUCGAGUUCGUGCGCGGGAAGAUGAAGAUGGGGGGGAAGAAGGCGCGCGCGGAGGAGGAGGAAAACGGCGGGCUUCGACGCGCGUGAGCGGCGGCGGCGGCGGCGGCGGCGGCGGCGGUCGAGGGAGGAGGAGGGUUCUUCGUUCUGAUGAGCGCACUUUGUGACGACGCGAUCGAUGCGCG
Messenger RNA from Micromonas pusilla CCMP1545, 737 nucleotides. RefSeq lists its product as uncharacterized. Gene Ontology annotation, cellular component: chloroplast inner membrane. Gene Ontology annotation, biological process: protein import into chloroplast stroma. The coding region runs from base 1 to 642 and encodes 213 amino acids. The transcript is spliced from 2 exons. The record is from RefSeq and is a predicted model, not a curated record. NCBI's taxonomy places the organism in Eukaryota, Viridiplantae, Chlorophyta, Mamiellophyceae, Mamiellales, Mamiellaceae.